CGCAAAUUGGAACCGUCCGUCACCCGGAAGAACUCUGCUCCACGCUAUCUCCUCCCUUUCCUGUAGCAGCUGGCGGCGACCAUGGCUAAAAUUAAGGCCCGAGACCUGCGCGGUAAGAAGAAGGAAGAGCUGUUAAAGCAGUUGGAUGACCUCAAGGUAGAACUGUCACAGCUCAGAGUUGCUAAGGUGACAGGAGGAGCUGCUUCUAAGCUGUCCAAAAUCCGUGUUGUUCGCAAAUCGAUCGCCAGAGUUCUGACUGUGAUCAACCAGACACAAAAAGAAAACUUGAGGAAAUUUUACAAAGGCAAGAAGUACAAGCCUUUGGAUUUGAGGCCAAAGAAGACCAGGGCUCUCAGGCGCCGGCUGAACAAGCAUGAGGAGUCUUUGAGGACUAAAAAGCAGCAAAGAAGGGAACGUCUCUACUCUGUGCGCAAGUUUGCUGUCAAAGCAUAAGUCUCAUGUGUUAAAUAAAAUGUGUUACUUAUU
Molecule: messenger RNA, 486 nt
Organism: Nanorana parkeri
Lineage: Eukaryota; Metazoa; Chordata; Amphibia; Anura; Dicroglossidae
Gene: RPL35
Product: ribosomal protein L35
Exons: 4
Coding region: 82-453 (123 amino acids)
Biological process (GO): maturation of LSU-rRNA from tricistronic rRNA transcript (SSU-rRNA, 5.8S rRNA, LSU-rRNA); translation
Cellular component (GO): ribosome; cytosolic large ribosomal subunit
Molecular function (GO): mRNA binding; structural constituent of ribosome
Source: RefSeq, a predicted model, not a curated record